Messenger RNA from Lineus longissimus, 2591 nucleotides. Its product is annotated as AP-5 complex subunit zeta-1-like. Gene Ontology annotation, cellular component: AP-5 adaptor complex. Bases 31 to 2379 code for a protein of 782 amino acids. NCBI's taxonomy places the organism in Eukaryota, Metazoa, Nemertea, Pilidiophora, Heteronemertea, Lineidae. The transcript has 17 exons. The record is from RefSeq and is a predicted model, not a curated record.
CAAUGUUUUGUUGCCGGAAGCGAACUAUUUAUGAAAAUGACAAGUGGAAGCGCUGUAGAAAAUAUCUGUUCUCAAGUCAGAGGCCUCUCCAAACCACAGAUAGAGGAACAAUUCCAAGUUGUCCUGACAAGUCUUGCCCAUGGAGCUCCUGCCAGUGAUUACAUCAAUGCUUUAAGACAAAUACACUCCAUACUUUCAAGCAGAACAGAUGUGGAGGUUCCAGAGAAACUCAUUCAUAACCUACAUGGUGUGAUGAAUGGUGCCAACAGUAGCCCUUUGUUGCGAGCGCUAUCUCAGGCAGUCCUCCGAGACAAUCCAUGCUCUGACAGUAACAAAGAAGUUCUGCCUCCGUAUCACAAGAAAUAUGCACCAGCAAUUAUGAACCUAUCUAUUCUUCAGGGACCAAAACAUGGCGACUAUGGUGAACUUCUACAGCAGAUAGUGCGUUGGAUUUCAACUGUAGGUUUUGACCUUGAAACCCAAUCACUCUCCCUGGUGUUUGCUACUGCAAUCGCUGUUUCUUAUAAACACUUACUAACGAAAGAUCAGGUGCAUGUAAUCAGUUCCCAGAUAGCCGAAUGGCUACACAAGGCCAGCACGCUACAGGGCAAUAACCCAUACUCCAAGGGCUUCUUCAAGAGUGAACAGAGGGAUAGUGUCACAGAAAUAGAUGGAGGUGUCACAAGGGAUUUCUUUACAGUGCUUAACAUUGGCCAAUACUACACUGAUGACCAGAUCAUGAACAUCCACAGCUUCUCGGCCCUCUAUGGCUGGUUACUACACACUCUUCCAUCAUGUCCUGGGGGCAGUCCAUUGUCACUCACUCCAGUGCCCCCUGGGGAACAAAAGAGGAUAUCGGGGACAUUCAAUACAGACAACGUUCUAAAGGAAAAGGCCUUGGAGUAUUGUUUCAGGAUAAUAGAUCAAUCAGAGAGAAAGGCAAAGGUAGCACAGGAUGCUGUUGUCCAACAAUGUGCGUUGAAUGAGUCCAUCCGAAUCCUUCAUCUGCUCUGUAAGACUGAUUCAAGCCUGGUGCCUCGAGUGAUCCAUGUCAUCAAGCGCGUACAGGCAAGAGACACUAAGGAUACGGCUAGUCCUCUACCACUUCUUGGGGUCGUUCAGUUCUUCCUUAAUCAUAGUGAAACAGUAGUGUAUGACCCCCAACUGCUCUAUGACCAAUUCUUCGAUAAAGUUUUACCAAGACACCUACAUGAUCACACGGUAAUAUUUGAUACCGUGACCUUCAUCCGGGAUAACCUUGAGAAGAUCUGCUUUGAGACAAACAUUUUACAGAAAUACUUCCCGAACGUGUUGAAGAUGCUGGCUUGGCAGCCGAGAACAUAUGCCAGGGAUUUCAUGGAAAUUGUCCCAGCCUUGAUGGCCCCCACUGCAGCUAUUGAGGUUCUUCACACAUUGUUGGAUCUACCCUGUUUGUCAGCUGCAUUAGAAAUAGGCCUUAAGACAUGUAACAUCCCAAAGGUGAUGGAAUCCUACCAGAAUCCAAAGUACAAGCCUUGGUUUAACUUCAUUUUGAGGAAUGAAGGAGGACAUGGCGACACAGUGGACAGGUUGGAUAUCCUCUACAGUGCACUAGAUGGUAUGCAGCAGCAACCAAGAGUGUUAGUCUGUGCUCAAAUAGUACCUGUCAUGCUGAGGCUGUACUUCAGUGAGGUUUUGGAGGAAGGAGACCAGGCCCUGGCUAGUCUGCUUGUUCCAAUCAUCCUAGAGAGAGUCGGCCUAAUUUAUGAUGUCCCGUCUUAUAGAAAGGAGGUCAGAAGUCUCUUGUCUGAGUACCUAGUCGAGCUGUUCAAGAAGUACCCCAAGCUUCUCAUGGAACAACAUAACGAGAUCAUAGAGUAUGUGGGGUCAUUGAGGAACAUCUCGGGCAAGGAAGACUUCUUUGUUCAUAUGAUUUGGAUAGUUGGAGAAUACCUAUCUGAAGACUAUGACAAAAAGUGCACACCAGAGAUUGUUUCGAAAUACUAUGAGACAUUGGAAUGUUUAGCAUAUGAGAUUUCCGCCUUACUCCAGAGUGCUUCUACUGAACAAGAUGCACCUUACUCGGUCAGGCUAUUGGUGGUUAUCAUGACAACUCUGGCCAAGCUGUCAUCGCGGUGUCAGGACAUCAUCCCACGUGUGAUGUUAUGCCUGACCAAGAUCAGCCAGCAACAUCUUGAUGGUAACCUGGAGGAGGAGAGCCGGCAUACUUUAUCUGACCGCGCUAAUGAUCUCAUCAACUUACUUAGACUGCCAAAUGUUGCAUCAGUGAUAUUGAAUCCUCCACCUGGAUUUGAAACUUCCAAGUGUCAUAGAGAUUAUGCAUCCAUUCCUGUUCUGCUACGAACGAUCAAGUCUGUGUUAAAGAAAGGCAUCGAAUAAUCGAAUUCUAUCUUGAUUCCUGCAAUCAGUGGUGCUUAUACAUGCUCUUGGUGCUAAUAGGAAAAGACUUUUAAGUUCACUUGAAAACAAGUUGUGAGAUGGAUGUAUCUGAAAAUAUCAGUAGAGGUUCUAUUGUCUCUGUAGUCUCUGCUCACCUUGUUAUGAAACUGUAGAGGUUUAUUUGUUGCUGUGAAUAAAUUGUCCAUAUUGUU